Molecule: messenger RNA, 1200 nt
Organism: Danaus chrysippus (African queen)
Lineage: Eukaryota; Metazoa; Arthropoda; Insecta; Lepidoptera; Nymphalidae
Source: the annotation of a GenBank genome assembly
AUGACUGACAACUUAGACGACCUCGCUAUAAACAAGUUAAGGGACUAUAUCCGCAUUAAAAGCGUUCAUCCAAAUAUUAAUUAUGACGAAUGCAUAUCGUAUCUUAGGGGGUACGCAAAUGAUCUGGGUUUACAGGUCCAGGUAUACGAAGUAGUUCCAAAGAAACCCGUUCUUGUAAUGACUUGGGAAGGUUUAGAACCAGAACUACCGAGCAUACUAUUAAACUCUCAUAUGGAUGUCGUACCCGUUUUUGAGGAAAGUUGGACCUACAAUCCAUUCGAAGCUCGAAUAGUGGAUGGAGUGAUCUAUGGACGAGGCGUUCAAGACAUGAAAUCGGUCGCUAUCAUUUAUUUAGAAGCGGUACGAAGACUCAAGAAUAGAGGAAUACGACUAAAAAGGACUAUACAUUUGAGUUUCGUACCAGGAAAGUAUGAAGAAAAGGGCGGUGUUCUGGGCAUGAAGACAUUUGUGACUUCCGAACAUUACAACAAACUGAACGUCGGCUUCGCUUUUGAUGAAGGACUAGCAAGUCCAGAUGAUAGCUUUGUAAUUUACAAUGGAGAGAGAACUAUAUGGCAUUUGAAAGUCAUCUGUCCGGGAAUGUCAGGCCACGGAUCGCUUCUGUUGCCGGAUAAUUGUGGGGAAAAGUUGAGGUACAUGAUAGACAAGUUUAUGGACCUUCGGAACGAGUCAAAGAAAAAAUUGGAGAACGAUCCAGAACUUACCAUCGGUGAUGUCACUUCUGUCAACCUUACUAUGAUUUCAGGUGGCAUCCAAAACAAUGUGAUUCCUGAGAAUUUUACAGCCAGCUUCGACCUCCGACUGGCCUUGUCCGUCAACUUUGUGGACUUCGAAAACACGAUAAAACAAUGGUGCGAGGAAGCAGGUAGCGGUGUUACAUACGAGUUUGAACAAAAAGACUUGUACGUACCUCCUACUAAAGUAGACGACAGCAAUCCUUACUGGGUCGCGUUUAAAGAAGCACUCGAUAAAAUGAAUAUCCCAACAAAAGUCCGUACUUUCCCCGGCGGUACCGACUCCCGGUUCAUUCGUUUAAAGGGUACUCUUGCAUUGGGAGUGACUCCGCUACGUUACACACGCCCAGGCAUACAUGAACACAACGAAAACAUCAAAACCAGCGCUUUCAUCGAAGGAAUCACAGUAUAUGAGGCAGUCAUACAAAACGUUGCUAAUGUUUAA